AUGAAUCCCACAUCAACAAAUUCCAAAGAAAUAAACCAAAGUACAGAUCCUGGAAUAGCCGUUUUAUCUUUUUUUGUAUCAGUUUUAGGAGCGUGCACCGCUCUAGAAUUACUGGGAAGACGUACUUCGCAUGUUGGUGCAAUUAAUUGGUUGCUGUUACUUGGUGCAGCUUCCUCGAUGGGAUUUGUCGGGAUGUGGGCGACUCAUUUUACUGGGAUGAAGGCACUGGUUCUUGAUGACGGAGAUCCUCUAACGCAAGCUGACAUUAACUAUGACUCUCGUUUUACUAUUUUAUCACUUGUUCUUCCUAUUGUAGUCUUGAUCCUGGCUUUUUGUGCAAUAGGCUCACAACCAAAAGUCAAUCUUAGUCGAAUUUUAAUAGGAGGCACAAUUGCUGGUUUAAAUAUCGUAUUAAUGCAUUUCUGCAUUCAAUUGGCCGUUAUUCAAUAUGAUGUUCAGUACAACAUUGGAACAUUUAUUGCUGCUACUAUCAUAGCAUUGGUCGCAUCAAAUGCUAGUUUAUACCUCUUUUUUGCUAUGAGAGCAAAAUGGCGAAGUGAUUGGUACAAGCGAUUAGGAUGCGCAUCAAUUAUGGCAAUAGCAGUCACCGGAAUGCAUUAUACAGCGUCCGUGGGAACUCGUUAUUACUUAAAGGCGACAGAAGUGAAUGCGCAGCCUGAGAUAUCGAGCUAUUUAAUUCUUGGGCUGGUUGCUAUGGCUUCAAUUAUUGCGAUCGUUAUUCUUGUUAGCAUAACUUUUAUUGCACGCGCGGCUGAUCUAAAGACAAAGCGUCAUGCCCAAAAAGUUGUAUUGGGCGUGGCAAUUUAUAAUGGGAAAGGCUCAAUAUUGGUGUCAAACGAAGGAUUUAUCCCUUUUCGAAAAAUCACAAAUGAAUAUAGUCAACAAAAUUUGGAAGACGAAUUCACAAUCUCUCAUCCAAUUUUCCAAUGGCUCUAUCGUUUAACUCAUGACUGGAAGAGCAUCGAACAAUGGUUACCUACGAUUGAUAGACACAUCGAAGCAAUCGACAACCACGAAACAAACAUUGGUAAAGUGCCGUAUCCAAUACUUUUCCGUGAACAAUUCAUAAUAAAUGCAAAGCACCUCGCCGAAUCAUUGGAACUUCCAUUGGAGCAAUCAGGCAUUCUAUACGACAAUAUUCUCAAUACGGGAAACUUGGAAUACUCGCCACAACUAUCAUUUGUAUCCUCGAAAAACUCUGAUAUUUCUUUCAACCUCGAUAAAAGCGACGAGAUUAAGUUAAACAAGCGAGCUGACGAGUUUUUGGGUAAAGGACAAAUGUUAUUUUUAGUCCAAAAGGUCACAGAGGGGGGAGAAGAUCAUUUUCAUAGAUUAGGGUAUCGAUUUGUUGAACCUCAUCUUGUCGCCCCUUUAAUGGCCGCCAAUAUUCGAGUUGAUAAUGAUACUAUGCACGAUUAUCUUGAUUCAAUGCGAAUAUAUGCUAAUGAUGGUCAGAAACCACAGUUACAAGUGGAUUCCGUGUAUACCGGCUUACUUGUCAUACAACCACGUGUUAAAGGACUUCAAGUGUUAGUUUCUACUGAUGCUCGUCAUCAAAUCCCGGUAGCGCAAUUACCAAGUUUCAAAAAAUUGAGCGAUAUUGAAAAAAAUUAUAUAAAUCAUAUUUCAGGCGUAAAUUUGAUGGAAUUUUCUACGCGGUUAGGUCGUCAAUUUCCGGAAGUAACGAAAAAUGUGCCGUUUCUAAAUCUCAAUGAUCUACUACCACCGAAUUCUCCAACUAAAAUAACUUCGCUAUUAAGUCCUCCAAUCAGUCCAAUAAGAACCACCUUUUCAUCAAGGGCGGCUAGUACAUUAGUAUCUCGCGAAAGUUCAAAUGAUGAUCUAAAAGGGAAAAAAAACCUAACGCUAACCACCAUUGAUAAUCAUCUGUCAUUACCUGAAUUAAAGGACUUUAAUCUUGAAUUUUUACAAUCUUUAAAUCAACUUAUUUCGACAGUGGACGAAAAGAAAAUAUCCAAAAACGCUUUACUAUUCCCACAAAUAUCCGAGAUCCGUAUUCCACAAAAAGGAGGCACCGCGGAAUUAAUCCUCUUCACGCUUCUCUUAUCACAUGAUCAACGACCAAAUUUAUCUUCUGGUGAUGUUACAUUCGUGCCUUAUCCAAUGUUUCACACUUAUCAAGAUGUUAUUUAUCAAACAUCGACAUAUAAACAACAAGCAUGGCAUCGAAAGGUGGAUGAAGAGCUCGGUGAAGUUGUACAUAAAGCAUUAUAUCACAAUGUUACCAAGUUAAGAUCCGACUCUUUAUCGACAAUUGAGAAAUUUCCUACGAAUGGGUUAGAUUUCAUGGUGUUUGCACAGCAGGAAGUGGUCGAAGAAGUUGUCAUCGUGACGGACGAAAUAUCAAGCCAAUUCUCAAAUGAAUGUGAUAAUGUCAAAGUCGAAGAAAUUGAAACAAAGAAUUCAUUCGAAGAUGGAUUAAAACCAAAUUAUCACAACAGUAAUAAUCUAGAUAAUAACGAAAGUGAUGAUAAUAAUAGUCAGCGAACUAAUAGUACUUAUCAUACUUUUGAUGACGAAAUGUCUGAACCUAAGGAACAUUAUGAAGACGAUUUGAAAAGAGCGUCGACUGGUACAUUUAUUGAUCCUGGGCUCACCACUACAAUUUCCACAUGGAAUGAAGAAAAAUGGUGGUUCGAAGAAAUCGUAAGAAAUAUUAGUGGAAUUGAAUUCGAUUCACGGGAAGAAUAUACAACGUUGAUUUACUAG
Messenger RNA from Ambispora gerdemannii, 2751 nucleotides. The record is from the annotation of a GenBank genome assembly. Lineage: Eukaryota; Fungi; Glomeromycota; Glomeromycetes; Archaeosporales; Ambisporaceae.